Messenger RNA from Suncus etruscus (white-toothed pygmy shrew), 448 nucleotides. RefSeq names its product 60S ribosomal protein L34. Gene Ontology annotation, cellular component: ribosome. The record is from RefSeq and is a predicted model, not a curated record. Gene Ontology annotation, biological process: translation. The coding region runs from base 29 to 382 and encodes 117 amino acids. Gene Ontology annotation, molecular function: structural constituent of ribosome. Lineage: Eukaryota; Metazoa; Chordata; Mammalia; Eulipotyphla; Soricidae. The transcript has a single exon.
CCGGGACGGUGUCUUAGAGGCCUUCAGAAUGGUCCAGCGUUUGACAUACCGUCGUAGGCUCUCCUACAAUACAGCCUCCAACAAAACUAGGCUGUCCCGAACCCCGGGGAAUAGGAUUGUUUACCUUUAUACCAAAAAGGUUGGGAAGGCGCCCAAGUCCGCAUGUGGUGUGUGCCCUGGCCGACUUCGAGGAGUUCGCGCUGUGAGACCUAAAGUUCUGAAAAGACUAUCGAAAACAAAGAAACAUGUCAGCCGGGCCUAUGGUGGCUCCAUGUGCGCUAAGUGCGUCCGAGACAGGAUUAAGCGUGCUUUCCUUAUUGAGGAACAGAAAAUCGUUGUGAAAGUGUUGAAGGCACAAGCACAGAGUCAGAAAGCAAAAUAAAAAAAUGGACCAUUUUUGAAGAAUAAAAUUAAAGGCUUUAAAAAAAAAAUAAAUAAAAUAAAAAAA